AUUGUUCUUUGGACACUUGGACUUAACAAAUUACUAAUUUGGGUAAAAACACAAGAGGAAAAAACAGAGAGAGUAUGAAAAGAUGGACGAAGGGACCCAUGUAGAUUUGAGUUGUGGGAGAGAAAACAGCGUACAAAUAAAUAUGGAGCUGUAUAAAAACCAUGGAACAAUGAUGAUAAUAAUACAAUUUUUGGAUUAGGGCUUUUUCUUUGGCAGAAUAAAAUGGGGCGAAGGAAGGUAGAAAUAAAGAGAAUUGAAGAUAAAAGUUGUAGACAAAUUGCUUUCUGUAAACGAAGGAAAGGACUAAUGAAGAAAGCUAGAGAACUUUCAAUUCUGUGUGAUGUGGAUGUUGGUGUUGUUAUCAUCUCCAACCGUUGCAGGCUCCAUGAAUUCUCCAGCACUAACAGUCUGACAGGGAUCCUUCAAAGAUACAAAAGCCACGUCGAAGCAGAAAAAGAGAUCUCUGCAGAAAUCCAGGUUGCAGAGCAGUCUAAAUACUCAAGGUUCAUGCCAAUGGGAGAACUGCUACAAGAAACAGACCGGCAACUCGAGGAAACUAAUGCGGAUGAUUUCACUGUGUCUGACCUUAUCCAUUUGGAGAACGAACUUCAAACUGCUCUAAUACAAACCAGAUCUAGAAAGACACAUAUGUUGCUUGAAUCUAUUAAGCAUCUUCAUGAGAAGGAAAAUCUGCUACGAGAGGAAAACAAACUUUUGGAGGACCAUAUAGCUAGGAUGAAGAAAAACGGAGAAGUGAAUGAGAUGUCUACGGAUUUCACUGACCUUCCACCGCGCCACAUAAUUUGCAGGCAACAGAGAGUGACCCUGAAUUUCCUCUAGUGAUUAUCAUUGCAUUUGUCAAAUUAGCCUUGCAUAGACCCCAGGGGAAUAACCUGCAAAAUUAGCAACAGUCAAGAUGUGUCAGCCUCUCAGAAAUAACUAAUGUUGUGGACAUACGGAGAGGGUGAGUUGUAUGGGCUUUUGUUUCUUUUUUUCUUUUCUCCCUGAAGUAUAAAUUAUAAUGUGCAGUUAAGCAUGCAUACAGGCAUCUAAGAUUGAGGUAACGUUUUGCCAUGAAAAUUUUUCACUUUUUUUCUAGUUGAACUCAGAAAACACAUGUGGCAAUAAAAUUAGGAAAUUCAACUUGAAGUUGAAUUCCAGAAAUUUCAAGAACUUAAAAGA
Molecule: messenger RNA, 1182 nt
Organism: Capsicum annuum
Lineage: Eukaryota; Viridiplantae; Streptophyta; Magnoliopsida; Solanales; Solanaceae
Product: agamous-like MADS-box protein AGL31
Exons: 7
Coding region: 223-840 (205 amino acids)
Biological process (GO): regulation of transcription by RNA polymerase II
Cellular component (GO): nucleus
Molecular function (GO): protein dimerization activity; RNA polymerase II cis-regulatory region sequence-specific DNA binding; DNA-binding transcription factor activity, RNA polymerase II-specific
Source: RefSeq, a predicted model, not a curated record